CCUCUCCGCCUUUUCCCUCUCUUCUUCCUCCCCCUUCUUCUUCUUCCUUCCCCCCCAUCAAUUGUCACCAUGGCGGGCGUGUUGAAGAAUAUCUUUGGUGGUCAGCCAUCAGAGUCACCCACAGUUGACGAUGGCUUCGCCGACUUCGUAGGGGCUCCCGACCCAUCCCCAGCAUCCAUCAUCCCCGCGGCAUCAUCGGCAGUGCCCUCCUUCGGAGCCGGAGUCGAGAGCUCCGUCCCCUACACCAAAUGGUACCGCGUGUGGGAGCGGACCUCGCCCAAGGACUUCAUGCAGGAAGCAAUGGUCCUCCCAUUCAUCAUCCUAGUCGUCAUCUUCCACGUCUGGGGCACCCGCAAGAACCGCCGGCGCGCGAAGCAGUGGGCGCAGGCCCACACGCCGGCCAUGCAGAGCGAGUUCGCAGUCGUCGGCUUCGACGGCAUCCGGCGGCCCGCUCCGAGCGACAGCGAGGACAACAGCGAGCAGGCUCCCGCGCAGCAGCAGGCGUCGCCCGAGUCGCUGCUGAAGGAGCGCUCGACGCAGGAGUUCGUCGCGUACGGGACGGGCCGCCAGAACGUGGCCUUUGUCGACGUGACGAUCAAGCUGCCGAAGCGCUCUAACCCGGUUACCUACAUCAUGGACCACGUGCUCGGAUUCCUGUUCGAUGGAUGGUCGAUCCCCACGGAGACGUGCGAGGCUGUGGCUUAUACCUUCGACGGCAAGGAGAAGGACCUCGUCCCUGUGCCUGCUAAGGACGCCACCCCGCUCAAGGUUAACAACUCGACUUACGAUCCCUUCAUCUGGGCCGUUGUGCACAAGAACUACAUGAAGCAGUUCCGUCAGGACCGCUACGACGCCUCGAUGACUUUCACCCGUGACCACGCGAAGCUGCCCCCCUGGGUGACUAUCAUGACCGAGAGUGCCGAAAUCACCGACGCCCUGCUCACCCCGGAGCUGAUCUCCGCUGUUGAGAAGGCGGGCGAGAACUUCCAGUAUCUGAUUGUGACGGACCAGCCGAUUGACAAGCCUCAGAAAAUCGACGAAACCAUCCCCCGCAAACGCAUCCAACUCUCCAUGACCCUCCCCUCCAGCAGCACCGGCUACACCGACACCCUCCCCCUCUUCACGCAAUACCUGCGCCUGCCCGACAAACUCGUCUCGUCCGCACACUUCCGCACCGAAGUGACGCGCAAAGUGCGCAACGCGCGCGAGGAAGAGAUCCGGCGUCUGCGCCGCGCGGACGAAGAAGAAAAGGCCGAGGAGCGCCGUCUCGCCGCGGAGAAGGUCAAGAAGGAGGAGCGCGAGCGCAUCCUGAGGGGCCUGUCGGCUGAUGAGCAGAGGAAGUUUUUGGACAGGGAGCGCGAGAAGACGCAGAGGAAGUCGAUGAAGAAGAGUACGCGGAGGCAGUAGUUGGUUUUGUUUGAUUGGGUUGGUUGGGUCUGGUUGGUGGUGGAGGUUUAAUAUCUUGUGUUUCUUUCUGUUUGUUUAUUUAUUUUAAUGGGGUGAUGUAUGGAAGAGGUUCGGACAUGGGAGGAAGGGGAACGGAAAGAAAGGAAAAAGAAGGAAAGGAAGGCUAUGACAGGUGUGUAUGAUGAUUGAUUGAUUUUACCAUUCGUGUAUACUGUAUUGCUACUGUCCUCUGGCGAGGAUCUGUUAAUUACAUCUCAGUUGUUAAUGAAGGAACAGAAGCAGAAGGGGUGACUUCAAAGUAAUG
Molecule: messenger RNA, 1711 nt
Organism: Aspergillus campestris IBT 28561
Lineage: Eukaryota; Fungi; Ascomycota; Eurotiomycetes; Eurotiales; Aspergillaceae
Product: CCDC47 family protein
Exons: 3
Coding region: 70-1407 (445 amino acids)
Biological process (GO): endoplasmic reticulum calcium ion homeostasis
Cellular component (GO): endoplasmic reticulum
Molecular function (GO): calcium ion binding
Source: RefSeq, a predicted model, not a curated record